AUGAUACUCAUCCCCUUAGGAGGACGCGGGACAAAAGAGCAGGACGCGGCGCUGACGUACAGCGCGCUGUGCCCCUCCACCGCCGUCAUGGUCAACUGGCGCGAGCUCAAGUGCCCGCUGCCCGCCAUCAGAAUGUCGUGGUUACAUGCGGCGGCUUUACGUGUCAACAAACGCCUGGGCAGCGAGGGUGGCGCUCUUCUGGCUCUGACAAGGAUCGACCUGGCCAACAACGAGCUCCGGACGCUGCCUGCUGAGCUGUUCACGCUCGUCAGCUUGCGGUACUUGAACGCGGCACAAAACAAGCUAGAGCGCCUCCCGCGAAGUUUGUUUUUCAGGAAACGCGUAAAACUUGACGUGUACUCAGCGCCUGCGUUGCAAGACUUAUAUCUACAGGAUAAUCGUCUCGAGGAGCUACCACCAGAGCUGUUCCGUCUGCCGGCGCUGACGACGCUGGACGUGUCCAACAACAAACUACGCGCGCUCCCGCCAGCUGUAUGGACCGCGCCCGCCCUGCGCGACCUUAGCGCCGCCCUCAACCACUUGAGGGCGCUGCCGGCGGGAGACGAGGUCAGUCAACAACAAGCUAGACUCGGAGCAGUACCAGAGACAGUCGUCUGCCGGCGCUGA
Ostrinia nubilalis (European corn borer) is the source of this 627-nucleotide messenger RNA. It is a transcript of the gene Lrrk, whose product is annotated as leucine-rich repeat serine/threonine-protein kinase 1-like. Gene Ontology annotation, molecular function: protein binding. The record is from RefSeq and is a predicted model, not a curated record. The transcript is spliced from 5 exons. The coding region runs from base 1 to 627 and encodes 208 amino acids. NCBI's taxonomy places the organism in Eukaryota, Metazoa, Arthropoda, Insecta, Lepidoptera, Crambidae.